AUGGCUGACGAAGAGACCAAAUCAAACAAAAGGACCCACGAGGACUUUGCUGGGCAAGAUGACGACAGCUCAUCGGACGAUGAUAUGGGCCCUCAGCUGCCCACCGAGGCCCCGAAGAAGAAACGCCGAGUCUUGCCCUACGAAAAACUCUAUAUUGCCGCACUACCCAAGUCACCCCGGUACUCAAAGUCCUUGAUGCAUAAGGAGCAAUUGUCGUUCGUGACAGUCACGCCAUUGACGGACUUCAUCAUAACUUCUUCGGUCGACGGGGUUGUCAAAUUUUGGAAAAAGGUGGCUCAAGGCAUUGAGUUCGUGAAGGAGUUCAAAGCCCACAAUGGCGAGAUCAAGUCAGUCUCAGUCAGCCAGGACGGAAGGAGUUUUGCGACCGCAGGGGCGGAUGAGACUAUCAAGUUCUUCGAUGUCAUCACUUUUGACCUGUUGGCUAUGAUGAAGCUUAAGUUCGCACCUCGUUGUAUCUGCUGGAUACACAACAGGGGAGCGUCGCUUCCUUUGCUCGCAGUAUCAGAGGACGCCAACUCCAGUAUCCACAUCUUUGAUGGAAGGGGAGAAAGACAGGAUCCCAUUCACACUAUCAAGUCAUUGCACAGAAGUCCAGUGACUAUUAUGGCAUUCAACACCGCCUAUGAUUGUGUAAUAUCCGCCGAUGACAAAGGCAUGCUGGAGUACUGGCGGCCAAGCGGAGACUAUGAAAAGCCGGACAAUGUCUUCGAGUUCAAAGCCUCUACUAAUCUGUUCGAAUUCAAGAAGGCGAAAUCAGUUCCAACUUCGAUCACAAUCUCACCCACUGGGAAGCAGUUUGUGACUUUCUCACAGCCAGACAGGAAGAUACGUGUCUUUGAUUUUGCAUCAGGUAAACUGUACAGGACCUACGAUGAAUCACUGCAGGUGAUUGAGGAGAUGCAGCAAGCAGGAUCCUCACUUCAAAAGCUAGACCCCCUCGAGUUUGGUCGCCGCUUUGCGGUCGAGCGGGAGAUCGACUCGCCGGCAUACAAACAUAAAGCUAACGUCAUUUUCGAUGAGUCUGGCAACUUCAUCCUCUAUGGUUCCAUCGUUGGUGUUAAGGUACUCAACACGUACACCAACCAAGUAGUCAAGGUGUACGGCAAAGAUGAGAAUUUUAGAGCCGUCAACCUGGCCAUAUAUCAGGGUCAGCCGCAGAAGAAGGGCAUUACUACGGUGGAGAUGGGUGCUUCUAGCAACCCCCUACUCCAGGAAUCGGAAUCGAGGGAUCCAAUAUUGAUUGCAACGGCAGUGAACAAAGUGCGUUUUUAUAUGUUUACUAACGAGGAGGAAAUUUCGAAGUCGGUCAGAGAUGUGCAGAACGAGAAGCCGACUAUACUCGGCCAGAAGAAGGCUGCAGAGGCCAAGAAAACAGAGACUGGAACCGCAGCAGUCAUCCACACAACGUACGGCGACAUCCACAUACGCCUCUUCCCUGAUGCGGCACCCAAAGCCGUUGAGAACUUCGUGACUCAUUCCAAAAAGGGCUACUACAACAACACGAUCUUCCAUCGUGUUAUUCGAAAGUUCAUGAUACAGUGCGGAGACCCCCUGGGCGAUGGUACUGGUGGCGAGAGCAUUUGGGGCAAGGAGUUCGAAGAUGAAUUCAGCAGCUUGAAGCACGACAAGCCGUACACUGUCAGCAUGGCUAAUGCAGGCCCAAACACCAAUGGCAGUCAGUUCUUUAUCACCACAGAAAAGACGCCUUGGCUGGAUGGGAAACAUACAAUCUUCGGACGUGCCACGCAAGGACUGGAUGUUAUCCAUAAGAUUGAGAACGUCCGAACAUUCAAGGAAAAGCCUGAGGAAGAUAUUAAGAUACUAAACAUUGACAUUGUAUAG
Colletotrichum truncatum is the source of this 1863-nucleotide messenger RNA. RefSeq lists its product as uncharacterized. NCBI's taxonomy places the organism in Eukaryota, Fungi, Ascomycota, Sordariomycetes, Glomerellales, Glomerellaceae. Gene Ontology annotation, biological process: protein peptidyl-prolyl isomerization. The record is from RefSeq and is a predicted model, not a curated record. Gene Ontology annotation, molecular function: peptidyl-prolyl cis-trans isomerase activity; protein binding.